CUCUUUCACUCUUCCAAGUUCCCCUUCUUACACACACCAACCCCUCUACACCUGGAAACCCUAAAAAUGGAGAGCAAUCAAAGUUCUUUUUCUCUGAAAAACCGCUAGUUUGUCUAGUUCUGAUUUAAUCUUCUUCUGGUUUUUACAUUUCCGUUUUCUGAUUUUGCAGCUUCACUAGAACCAGAACAUGUCGAUUGCCGCCCAAAUAGAGAUGAGAUCAACUUCAUGUAUUCUCCAAGAAACCUAGAUCGUUUCAGGGUGCUUGCUUCAAGUUACGAUAAAAGAGGUAAUGGAUUAAUGAUCCAACGGCUUGUGGAUGAAGAUGGAACAGGAUCUCUUGCUUAUGCUGCUGCUGGAGGAAGAGUGGAUGUUUGUAGAAACUUGCUUGAAGAGUUGAAUCUCUAUGUUGAUGUGAAAGAUAAUCAUGGUCUAACUCCCUUAUGUUAUGGAGCUGUUAAAGGACAUCUUGACACUGUAGAGUAUCUUCUCGAGCAGGGUGCCAAUCCUGAUGGAUCAGAUGAUCCAAACAGUACAACUAAUACUCCUUUGCAUUAUGCUGUAUUGGGAGUGUUCUGGAGCAUUGGAAGGUUGAGGCUUAUGGCUUACCUUUUGCCACAUAGAGGCAAACAGUUCAAUGCGAGGAACCCUAAAGAUACAGACAUUGUUACUUUCAAAAGCCUAAUGUAAAGUUGAUGGGUUUGGUUACACCACUAGCAUCGACUAUUCUUACCAAUUCACCGGAGAUCAUGGAUCUCUUACUGCAGGCUGGUGCUGAUCCAAAUGGCAAAUUACGUGGAAUUGCCCCUCUGGCGUUGGCAGUAACUUAUGGGCUGACACAAUUUAUCGUGCGCUUACUAGAGGCUGGUGCUGAUCCAAAUGUUACAGAUAUUGAAGGGAUGGCUGCAGUAGAACAUGCUGCCAAAGAGGGUAAACGUGAAAUUGUUGAUUUUAUUUCCUGUGACUUCUUGCAUUCCAACAUGUCCGAAUUGGACCAUUGAUGGACUUAUGGAGCAUGUGCAUUCUGAGGCCGCCAAAAAGAAGAAGAAGGAACCUGAAGGUUUCGAGAAAUUUCUUCAAGGAAAAAGGAACCGCGCAAAAGCAUUUCAGGAUAAGCAGUAUGUUUGGGCGGCAUAUUGUUACUGACAGGCAUUGGAAGUUGCCCCAACAGAUGCAACUCUAAUAUCCAAUAGGAGUGCGUGCUAUGCACGUAUGCAACACGGAUCCGAAGCAUUAAGGGAUGCAACUGAAUGCAUAUCUUUAAAGCCUGAUUGGCCAAAGGCACACUACAGGGCAGGCGUAGCACUGAGCGUUUUGAAGAGGUAUGGCGAAGCAGCAGAUGCCUUUUUUAAGGGUUUGACUCUGGAUCCUAGAAACAAAGAGCUUGCAGAUGCGUUCAGGGAUGCCAAUGAAACUAGAUUGAAGUACAUCGUCCCACAACCAUAAGAAGAAGAAGGAGAUGGCAGUGAUAGUAGACUGGCAAUAUAUAUGAUCUCGACUAGAAAACAUUUCUGUGACCAACUUUUGUACAGGCACCUACUGAAAGGGGUUUUGCCAACAUUUGUUGCUAUUUGCGCAAACCAAACACUUAAUUCCCACUAAACUUUACAGUAAUUAGUACUUUCCUAUUCCAGUUGGAAUUUUGUUGAUGAAGGGAACUCUUUCAACUUCUUAAUCCCUAGUAGGUGUAAAUAAGAGUUUCAGUUACCAUCUUACUUCCAAUUUGAGACACUGCUAUGUUA
Molecule: messenger RNA, 1739 nt
Organism: Papaver somniferum (opium poppy)
Lineage: Eukaryota; Viridiplantae; Streptophyta; Magnoliopsida; Ranunculales; Papaveraceae
Product: inversin-B-like
Exons: 13
Coding region: 226-687 (153 amino acids)
Molecular function (GO): protein binding
Source: RefSeq, a predicted model, not a curated record